This is a messenger RNA of Entrophospora candida, 534 nucleotides long. Lineage: Eukaryota; Fungi; Glomeromycota; Glomeromycetes; Entrophosporales; Entrophosporaceae. The record is from the annotation of a GenBank genome assembly.
AGAUCGUGUUAUUUCCCAACAUGUUUUACAUUUACACCGGUAUCGUCCACCAAAUUUGGAAGAAGGCACUCCAAUCAAGGAUAGUCAACAACAAACCAUCUUUAUGAAACACAAUGAUACUAAUAAUAGUACCAAAGAACCUACUCCAGUUUAUAUACAAACUAAUUAUCAAUCUAUUCAACAACAAGACCCUAAUGAAGAAGAUAGUGUUGACGGUGGUGGUAGUAGUAGAUCUCUUUCUUUGAGAGCAAAGGAAAAUGAACAACAAAUUUUAACUUCAGAAUUUUUUAAGAAAUAUGUUCAAUAUGUGAAAUCUUUGCCUCAACCUACUGUAUCUAAAAAAGCAGCAGAGUACAUUGUAAAUGUAUGGGUAGAACUUCAUAAUGCUAAUAUGGCUGAACGACAAACUAGGACAGCGCCUAUUACACCUCAUGCUCUAGACUCAUUAUUUUGUUUAGCUGCAGCACAUGCAAAAGCACGCUUACGCAAAAAGGUUACUGUAAAGGAUGCAAAAGUAGCAGAAGAAAUUGUAAG